AUGUUCCCAAAUCACUCCGACUUGGGUCGUCCACAUUUCCCUCCAAAACAUCAACAACAGAAUGGCUUCUUCAAUAAGCUUCCUCUAGAUAUACCACCUACUCUUCUGUCUCAGCAGCAAAUUGUUGGUACUGAGUUUAGGUUUCAAAACACAGUGACUGUCUUGAGUGGGAACCUUGCAACUCUUCCGACUAUUGCACUGCAUCCAACAACUUAUGGAAAUGGCAGUCCGGUACAUAUAUCUCAUGCCCGCACGUCAUUCCAAGGAAGAAAGAGGCUAAGUGGACAAAGAGUUCCAUAUGAUGUCAAACGGCAGCGGCUUCAUUCACAUUGUUCUAAAACAACUGUAGUUAACCAGGCAGUGCCUUUACCAGAAGAACGUAGAUACUCCUUCCCAGGAUCAAUUCAAUCUCCACUGUUGCAUGCACAUUACAUACCAGAUUUAACUGGAUGUCUCCCUCCAUUGCCAGAUACUUUAUUUCCAGACCCUGUAGAAAUCACUCUUCCUGUGGCCAAAGAUAAGUUAAGUCAGCAGAUUUUAGAGUUGUUUCAAGCAUGUCAGCAACAGGCCUGUGAUUUGAACAGAAAAGAGGUCUGCAGAACAGAACUUCAGAGAGAAAUUCAGCGAAUUUUUCCAAAGAGCAGACUCUUUUUGGUUGGUUCCUCACUGAAUGGGUUUGGCACUCGUAGCAGUGAUGGCGACUUGUGCCUGAUGGUUAAAGAACAACCAGUAAAUCAGAAGACCGAAGCAAGGCAUAUCCUCGGCUUAGUCCAAAAACUCUUCAGUACUAAACUCUCCAACUACAUUGAACGACCUCAGCUGAUUCGAGCAAAAGUUCCUAUAGUGAAGUUCAGGGAUAAAGUCAG
Molecule: messenger RNA, 866 nt
Organism: Leptosomus discolor (cuckoo roller)
Lineage: Eukaryota; Metazoa; Chordata; Aves; Leptosomiformes; Leptosomidae
Source: RefSeq, a predicted model, not a curated record